CAAACUAUGAAUCCUAAUCAUAAAAAUUGUGAAUUUUGUAGAUAUGAAGAUCACUAUCCACCGUACCUCACUGAUCUCCACGAUCCACAGAACCCCACAUGGUGGCAGUCCGAAACCAUGUUUGAAGGUAUUCAACAUCCCAACCACGUUAACUUGACACUGCAUUUGGGAAAAUCGUACGACAUCACCUAUGUGCGCAUACUUUUCCGAUCGCCGCGACCCGAGUCAUUCGCUAUUUACAAACGUACCUCGGAGAGUAGUGAAUGGAUUCCCUACCAGUAUUACAGUGCUACUUGUCGUGACACAUAUUCUCUACCCGACUCGCGGGCUAUCCUAAAGGGUGAAGGCGAGGCGCACGCGCUCUGUACCAGCGAAUACAGCGACAUAUCACCUUUGCGUGAUGGAGAAAUAGCCUUCUCAACGCUUGAAGGCCGACCGAGUGGUAUCAUAUUUGAACGUAGUGGCGAAUUACAGGAAUGGGUCACAGCCACCGACAUACGCAUCACCUUGGAUCGUCUGAACACAUUUGGUGACGAGCUCUUUGGCGAUGCUCAAGUACUCAAGUCGUACUUUUACGCCAUCUCCGAUAUUGCGGUUGGUGCACGUUGUAAGUGUAAUGGUCAUGCCAGCAAGUGUGUAGCUAGUACCGGCAUGUAUGGCGAACGCACUUUGGUUUGUGAGUGUCGUCAUAAUACCGAUGGACCGGAUUGUGAAAAGUGUUUGCCAUUGUACAAUGACGUCAAAUGGAAGAGGGCAACAUCGACAGAAGUCAACGAAUGCAAAGCUUGCAACUGUAAUGGUUUUGCUGACAAAUGCUUCUUUGAUGUACAUCUCUUCAACUUAACUGGACAUGGUGGCCAUUGCUUGGACUGUCGGGAGAAUCGCGAUGGGCCCAACUGCGAACGAUGCAAAGAAAACUACUAUAUGCGAGAAGAUGGCUACUGUAUCAACUGCAACUGUGAUCCGGUCGGCUCACGUUCUCUACAAUGUAAUAGUCACGGCAAGUGUCAGUGUAAACCCGGUGUGACCGGCGAAAAAUGCGACCGCUGCGACAACAACUACUAUCAGUUCGGUCAACAUGGCUGCCAGCCUUGUGGUUGUGAUCCACGCGGCUCCGCUAGCAAUAUACCAUCGUGUAAUCCCGACACUGGCAUUUGCCACUGCAAGGAAAAUGUAGAAGGAAAGCGCUGCAACGAAUGCAAACCCGGCUUCUUCAACUUGGAUAUGACAAAUCGUUUCGGUUGCACGCCUUGCUUCUGCUACGGCCACACGUCCGAGUGUCAAACAGCACCCGGCUACUCAGUAGUUUCGAUCACCUCGAAUUUCAACAAGCACAAGGAACGUUGGACUGCGAUGGAUAUUUUCAACCGUGAUGUGGAUAUCAAGUAUAACCAGUACAGUCGCAGUAUAGGCACAACCGCACAAGGCAACGAAUACAUUUACUUCCUAGCACCAGAGCGUUUCCUUGGCGACCAGCGCGCCUCCUAUAAUCACGACUUGAAGUUCAAACUACAAUUAGUUGGUCAAAUAGCGCCCAGCACCAGCGCUAGCGAUGUUAUUGUGGAGGGCGCUGGCACCAAGAUUUCGCUGCCGAUAUUCGCACAAAGCAACGGCUUGCCCGACCAAACUGAGAAAGAGUACACUUUCCGCCUGCAUGAACAUCGCGACUACCAGUGGCAGCCCAGUCAAUCGUCGCGUGGUUUUCUAUCAAUACUUUCCAACUUGACGGCAAUCAAGAUUCGCGCCACCUACUCCAUACAGGGAGAAGCCAUUUUAGAUGAUGUGGAAUUACAAACGGCUCAUCGUGGCGCUGCUGGUCAGCCCGCCACCUGGAUUGAGCAGUGUACCUGCCCCGAGGGUUACCUGGGACAGUUCUGCGAGUCUUGCGCGCCCGGUUACAGGCAUAGUCCUGCACGCGGUGGUCCAUUUAUGCCUUGCAUUCCGUGCGAUUGCAAUGGUCAUGCCGAGAUUUGUGACUCAGAAACUGGUCGGUGUAUUUGUCAACACAAUACGGCCGGGGACAACUGUGACCAGUGUGCACGUGGAUACUAUGGCAAUGCUUUGGGUGGCACACCAUAUGACUGUAAACGUUGUCCUUGCCCCAAUGAUGGUGCUUGCAUGCAAAUCAACGGUGACACCGUCAUUUGCACCGAAUGCCCUGUUGGCUACUACGGCGCGCGCUGUGAAAUGUGCUCGGACGGCUUCUUUGGUGAUCCAACAGGUCUCUAUGGCGCGGUGCAAACAUGUAAAGCGUGCGACUGCAACGGCAAUGUGGAUCCCAAUGCGGUAGGCAAUUGUAAUCGUACCACUGGUGAAUGUCUCAAGUGCAUACACAACACAGCCGGUAAACACUGCGACGAGUGCUUAUCAGGACACUUCGGCGAUCCACUGGCUCUACCACACGGCCAAUGUGACCGCUGUAGCUGCUAUCCACCAGGCACCGAACAAAAUCAGGAUGGUAUUACACAAUGCGAUCAAGUAACCGGCCAGUGCCAUUGCAAACCAAAUGUGAUUGGACGUGAGUGCGGUGAGUGCCAGCCGGGAUACUUCAAUAUUAUGUCGGGAAAUGGGUGUGAAAACUGCAUGUGUGAUCCUAUUGGUAGUUACAACUCCACCUGCGACAAGUUCACAGGACAAUGCUUCUGUAAGCCGGGAGUUUUGGGGCAACAGUGCGAUCAGUGUGAAGUAUACCAUUACGGAUUCUCCCAGGAAGGUUGUAAGCCUUGCGAGUGUGACGAAAGCGGCUCUAAAGGAUUCCAAUGCGAUCAGUAUGGGCAGUGUCCAUGCAAUGACAAUGUAGAGGGUCGCCGAUGUGAUCGUUGUAAAGAAAACAAAUAUGAUCGCCAUCUGGGCUGUAUAGAUUGCCCGGAUUGCUAUAACCUCGUACAAGAUGCGGCCAAUGAACACCGUGCAAAGUUGCAUAACCUUAGCGCGACAUUGGAUGAAAUUGCACGUACACCCGUUACUAAUGAUGAGGAGUUCGAGGCCAAAUUGAAGGCCGUGCAAGAAAAAGUAGACAUCCUCUUAACCGACGCUAAGUAUGGCGCAGGCGAAAGUGGCCAGACGUAUGCUGAAGUAUUGGAUGAUCUGCAUAAACGCCUCAACAAUAUCCGCACUCACCUGGUCACCGCCGACGAGCUACAAGAUAAGGCGAACGAUGAAAUCAAAAAGGCCAGACAAAACUAUACCAAUGCGCAUGACAUUGUUGAGGCUGCGAAGAAUGAACUGCAGAACGCAUUGAACUUACUAAAUGAUGACGGUGCACAGGCGCUGGCUAAAGCCAAAAACAAAUCUGUAGAAUUCGGUGUGCAGUCAGAUCAAAUUUCGGAGAUAUCACGCGAAGCACGGGCUUUAGCCGAUCGCUUAGAAUCGGAAGCGCAAGUCGAUUUGGAGAAUGCCAAGGAUGCCAACGAAGCAGUGGAGAAAGCCUAUGAGUUGGCGAAAAGUGCAAUCAACCUUCAGCAGAAAGUAAGCGAUGAACUGCGUUCAGAGGUACGUCUGGAGUUAAAUACAGUCAAGCAAUCGCUGACUAAUGUAGCUCAAACGACCAAAGAAGCGUUGCGUAAAGCGAACGAGGUUUACGACGCUGCUUUAACAUUGCUUACGGAUGUCAAUGGGCUAACUGCACCAGAAAUUAAUAUUAAGAAGCUUAAGAAGGAUGCGUUGGCAGCAAAUGAAGACGCCGAUCGCCUUUUGAAACGAGUCAACGAUAUAUCCAACAGCAACGGUAACAUAUUUGCCGAUUUCGAUGAGGAAUACGAACUAGCCGAUUUGCUAAUUCUCAGAGCAAACGAACAAAAACAAGACGAUAUCAGGCUAUUAAAAACCGCCCAGGACGCACUUGACAAAGCUAGAAAGGCUGUUGAGCAGGGCGAUAACACGCUGAAAGAAGCCAACAACACAUAUCACACUCUGGCAGGUAAGAACGGCUCCAAAUAAAAUUUUAUUAGAGCACAGCACCUACUUAU
Messenger RNA from Rhagoletis pomonella (apple maggot), 3968 nucleotides. RefSeq names its product laminin subunit gamma-1-like. The transcript has 9 exons. The record is from RefSeq and is a predicted model, not a curated record. Lineage: Eukaryota; Metazoa; Arthropoda; Insecta; Diptera; Tephritidae. The annotation marks the transcript as partial.